CCGUUGUGUAAACUGUCAAUGUCAUGUCAAAACAUGUUCAAGUGUCAACAGCUCCCAAUCGCAGGCAAUUGUUUUUCUAUCUGUUUAUAUUCAUUUUACGCAUGAUUUUGUGCGAAUUUGCGCUGUGCAUUUAUGCACCCUAAUAACUAUCAAUACUCAAAUCAUGUGAUUCCGUUGGAACAAUAAACAGCCACCAAACUCAACAAUCAUGGCUAAGGAAAUGAUGAUAAUAUUUGUCUAUGACACUCAGCUACUGAAACACGAAGGUGAUGAUCCAGCAUCUGCAAUUUUAUAUUUUCACCCAGGCUGGGUGUCCGACCAACAAAAGACUGCAUUAUGUGGUCAAAUCAUGGGCACAGCACACUUUUUAAAGUCAGUUUUUGCUUGUCCAAGGAUUAUUUCACUCCAGAGUGGCAAGUUUUCUGUUCAGGAGUAUGGCAGAUACAUUUUAGCUGUGGGAACAGACAGGAACAUAGCAGACUGGGUGCUGGAGUAUCGAGCAGAUACUUUAUCAUCACUCAUCACAUUCUUCCAUAAUGACAUUGCUGUAAUGAGUGAAGUAUACCCUAGCGUGGAGUGUUUGUCUGCAAAAUUGUAUCACAUGUUUGAGACUUACAUCAAAAUCUUAACCUACAGCAGUAAUUUGUUCUCAAACAUUCCGAAAAUUCACCUGCCAAAGAGUGCGAGCAAUGUUUUCUUGGAAUCCAUGCAGAUUUUGCAAUGUUGCCAAGAAGUUGAACAUGUUUUGGGUGGGACAAUGCUCUAUCACAAUAAGGUGUUAGCAACACAGCUCAGUAGCAAUCUGACUAAAAGAUUGGUACUAACAGAUCCAUACAGGAUUAAAUCACCUGCGGAAACAGUUGAGGUUGAUUACCAACUUCCAUUGGGUGUGCAAUUGUUGCAUGUUUAUGUGGAAGGACAUGAGUAUCAGGAUUUAUCCGAGGAUGCACUGCGGACACGCACGGUACAUUUGUAUUUGAACAAAAGAAGCUACACUAAAUCGAUUCAAACAAAGGAACCUGUUUUAUCCGCGAUGAAACGCGAUCAAUCGAUUAUAUUCUCAAACAUUCCUGAAGAAGACACCGAUGCGCAUUCCCCGAUUAAUAUCGAGAAUAAUAUUCUUCCUUCAACGAAAUUAACACGCCCCAAGUUCCUAAAUUUACGAAACAAAACCCUGGAUGAAAAACCUGCGCAGGCUAAGGUUACAGCCACGACGCCAUUUUAUGGCCAGACCAGUAUUUGCUCAACGCCGAUGACAGACCUGAACAAAGUACUGCAUCAAAGCGUAAUGUCGAUUUGCAUUGAUCCGGAACAUCAAAACACGACUGAAGAUGAGCAAAAUGAACAAAAAGAACAAACACCCGAAGAUAUUAACGCAGAUAUUACUAAUAUUAACGAUAAAGACAAAGAAAUCGAUGAUUCCCAGGUGAAAACACAGCAAGAAGAUGAAAAAGACAGCGAUAAAGAAAAUGGUGAUUUUGUGAUAGCCAAGAUGGCGCCACCGAAGGAUCGCGAAGCGAGAAAGAGUCUUACUCUACCAUUAAAGUCACUAACAUUCGAUUCAGAUUUAUAUUCACCGAUUGUACGCAGUAAAAACUACGGUGGAGUACAACUGACUCCUUUGAUGUCAAAAUUGAGUCUACUAGCGAUGGAUGAACAUUCCAGUGGGUUUGGCAGUCGUGAUACCACGCCUAGUGAGUAUAAAGAUGUCCGCUUCACUACACCAACACAAAACAAGUCCGCCAUCUUUAAACAAAGCGGAAAUGAGUCAAAAUUCAAACGACCAGUCACUGAGAAACUCAAGAAGAGUAUUUUGUUUGUCUGCGGACAACAGGAUAUGGUUGUAGGGUUGUUAUUAGAAGAAAAUGCUCAUAAAUCACCCGAAGCUAUACAAAAACUGUGGGGGUUAUGUACGGAGUCUCUGGGUAAAUUGGAGAAACAAUUGCGGCAUUGUCUAGAGACAUAUCCUGGUAACACCAGCGGAGGUAACAGUUCUUCGGAUGCCAACGAUCCGUACAGUUAUCUUAGCAUGGACCAACACUGGGAUACCAUUCAACGUGGAGGUCCUUGGGGUUGCAGUGAACUUGGGGCAUUGACUCAUCUUCAUCGUGAUUUCUGCAAUACAAAAAACAUUACAGAAAUUACUCUUAGGUAGGUAUUUUUUUACUUUUUGACAGCUUCACUUUU
Messenger RNA from Dalotia coriaria, 2187 nucleotides. It is a transcript of the gene HPS4, whose product is annotated as Hermansky-Pudlak syndrome 4 protein. The record is from RefSeq and is a predicted model, not a curated record. The transcript has 6 exons. The coding region runs from base 209 to 2155 and encodes 648 amino acids. Gene Ontology annotation, molecular function: guanyl-nucleotide exchange factor activity; small GTPase binding. Gene Ontology annotation, cellular component: cytoplasmic vesicle; lysosomal membrane; BLOC-3 complex. Lineage: Eukaryota; Metazoa; Arthropoda; Insecta; Coleoptera; Staphylinidae. Gene Ontology annotation, biological process: vesicle-mediated transport; melanosome assembly; protein targeting.